This is a messenger RNA of Nannizzia gypsea CBS 118893, 1377 nucleotides long. RefSeq names its product mannan endo-1,6-alpha-mannosidase DCW1. Gene Ontology annotation, biological process: fungal-type cell wall biogenesis; carbohydrate catabolic process. The coding region runs from base 1 to 1377 and encodes 458 amino acids. NCBI's taxonomy places the organism in Eukaryota, Fungi, Ascomycota, Eurotiomycetes, Onygenales, Arthrodermataceae. Gene Ontology annotation, molecular function: mannan endo-1,6-alpha-mannosidase activity. The record is from RefSeq and is a predicted model, not a curated record. The transcript is spliced from 3 exons.
AUGGCGCUGAAGCAUAUGCCUUGGUUAUCUUCUCGGUGGGCGAUCCUGCUUCUUCUCUUGCAGUCCUGGAUUGUGACUGCGAUUAAGCUUGAUCUGGAAAGUGAUGAGUCAAUCAAACUCGCCGCAAAGACAGCUGCCCAGGGGAUGAUGAAGUACUAUACCGGCCAUCAACCAGGAAAUGUACCAGGAAACCUGCCCGACCCCUACUACUGGUGGGAAACGGGCGCUAUGUUCGGCAGCUUAAUUGAUUACUGGUUCUACACGGGAGACAGCCAGUGGAACGACAUUGUCACCGAAGGAAUGCUCUGGCAAGUUGGCCCAGAUAGCAAUUUUAUGCCUCCCAACCAGACCUUGACUGAAGGGAACGAUGAUCAGGCAUUCUGGGCCAUUGCGGCCAUGUCGGCCGCUGAACGGAAAUUUCCUAACCCCCCAUCCGAUAAGCCGCAGUGGCUUUCUCUGGUAGAAGCUGUUUUUAACUCGCAGAUUCCUCGCUGGGACACCACAACUUGUGGCGGAGGCUUAAAGUGGCAGAUCUUUCGGUUUAACAGAGGGUUCGACUAUAAAAACACAAUAUCAAACGGUGCCUUCUUUCAGAUGGGUGCUCGGCUGGCUAGGUAUACCGGAAACGAGACAUACGCAAAGUGGGCAGAGAAGGCGUGGGAUUGGUCCAGGGCUAUUGGACUAAUAAACGAGAACUAUCAGUUCUUUGAUGGCUCAAGUGACACAUUGAACUGUACAGAGCUAAACAGGCUCCAGUGGACUUAUAACGCUGGAAUAUACCUCCUCGGAGCAGCUGCCAUGUACAACUAUACCAGCGGUAGUCCCAAAUGGGAAGAACGAGUACAAGGGAUUCUCGAUGGCCUCCGCCCAUUCUUCCAUCCUGAAACUUAUGUCAUGUCUGAGAUUUCGUGCGAGGAACAGGGCAAUUGUGAGACAGACCAGAGAUCGUUCAAAGCUUAUCUCGCCCGUUGGAUGGCAGUUAGUACUCAGUUUGCCCCUUUUUCAACAAACUUCAUCAUGCACCGGCUUCGAGCAUGCGCCAGAGGAGCAGCAGAGGCAUGCACCGGAGGCGACGAUGGAACAGCAUGUGGGCUUAAGUGGACAUUCGGAAAAUUUGACGGCAGCACUGGGGUAGGCGAACAGAUGGCUGCUAUGGAAAUCUUUCAAUCCAAUCUCAUCCGUAAGGCUGUACCCCCCGUCACCCAAUCUACCGGCGGAAUAAGCAUGGGCGGUCCAGGAGGCUCUGGGAAAGGGAAAGGCGAUGGGCCUAAGAUACCCAGGCCUAUUACGGGUUCGGAUAAAGCUGGAGCAGCUAUCCUUACGCUAUUAAUGCUCUGCACUCUAUGCGGAGUUUCAUAUUCAAUGGCUGUUGGAUGA